Messenger RNA from Centruroides sculpturatus (bark scorpion), 827 nucleotides. RefSeq lists its product as uncharacterized. The transcript has 4 exons. The coding region runs from base 48 to 638 and encodes 196 amino acids. NCBI's taxonomy places the organism in Eukaryota, Metazoa, Arthropoda, Arachnida, Scorpiones, Buthidae. The record is from RefSeq and is a predicted model, not a curated record.
CUUCGACGUGCUACAUCUUCUUAACUAUAUGCUUCUCGUUAACAACUAUGUGUAAUAUAUUAACAAUUAUGGUAAUUUUGUUACUUUUAGUUACUAUAAAAGACAAAUUCGAUGAUUUGGCCGAAGAAAUUUAUAAUUAUCGCGUUGAAUCCGUGGAAAUGAAAUGUUUUCUUCGAUAUUGCCGGCACAGAUUUAAAGAAUGUUGUCACCGAUUGGAAGAAUUCAAUCUGAUGUACAAGGAUUUGUUAAGUUUCGGUUAUUGCUCAUUAAUUUUUGUAACGUGCUUUCUUACAUGCAUGCUUCUUUAUGUCGAAAUGGAUAAAGUAGCGGCUAUGUUUUCCAUUCUAAUACUGAUUGGUCUAACAUUCAUCGCUGCAAUUUGUGUAUUAUCUGCUGCAGAGCUGAAUGUUUCGGCCAUAUCCCCUCUCAUGGAAUUAAAAAGGUUCUGUACUUUGGAGAUGGCGACAAGUGACAGAUUAAAGCUCAUUUGCACUUUGAAGUUGUUGGACGGUCCUACAAUCGGCAUAAAAUGCUUGGAAUUUACAUUUACUAAAAUAUCUCUCAUAAAGAUGAUAGAGAGCGAAUUUUCAUUCUUGUCCAGUCUGAAGGAAAUACGGGUCGCUCAGGAGAAAACAUAGGAUGAUGUGGAUUCGGAAUUCGUCAGAAGAUAAGAAUAUUAUUUUUAAAAUGUAAACUUUAUAUUACGGAAAAAAGAUUUUGUUCAGUAAUUAUAUUCCGAUAACAACAAUAUAAUUUUCACGAAGGAUGUAGGAAUCUAUCGAUAAGAACUAGUAAAGAAAUCUCAUGUUUACAACAUUAAAAAAGUU